This is a messenger RNA of Marmota monax (woodchuck), 11531 nucleotides long. RefSeq names its product neuron navigator 2 (gene Nav2). Gene Ontology annotation, biological process: neurogenesis; nervous system development. Gene Ontology annotation, molecular function: ATP hydrolysis activity; protein binding. The record is from RefSeq and is a predicted model, not a curated record. The transcript has 39 exons. NCBI's taxonomy places the organism in Eukaryota, Metazoa, Chordata, Mammalia, Rodentia, Sciuridae. The coding region runs from base 789 to 8237 and encodes 2482 amino acids.
GGAAGCGCGGCAGCCGCUAGCGAGCGCAGCCCUGCCCAGCUUGCCAGCCGCGCGUCCCGGUGCUCGCGCCCCACGGCCACAGCCUUGCUGCGCUAUAGCGCACGGAGCAUGUGCAGACUCCUAGGCGCUAAGGUGCUAUUUGUCCGAGGGGCUUCUGGGCAGUGGUGACUGUCGCGCUGAGAGAGACCUUUUGGGGGCUCUUGUCGCGCCUUUGCUGCGUCGCGGGUGACACUGCGGUGCUCGCGAGCAGGGUGGCAACCGCCUCUCCGUGGAGACGUCUUCGGCUCUGUGCGCCCCCUCUCUCUCCUUCCUCCGCCGCUCUCUCCUUCCCUCACCCGCUCACACCCGCCUCUUCAGAGAGGACUCGUGCGUUCCCGCCGGCUCGCUCUCUUCCAAAGGGAUCUCACUUCGGAGAUGCAAUGACAAGUUAAUAUGGGCUUCCGAGUUUCGGUUUCCCGGGAGGAAAAUUGCCAGAGGCAGCAGUCCCUGAACGCCCAGAGCUCUUGAACAGGCCGCCCUGAAGGGGCGUGAGACCCGGCUCCAGUAUCCGUCCAGGUGGGACCGGCUGAACGCAGUGACCAGUCCCCCACCUCAUCCCGGCACCCAGAGGACGCGCUCGCCGGAUUGUUCGGAGCUCCCCUACCCGGGGAUUCUUUUUUUCCUCCGCUGGUGGUGGGCGCCUCGCGGGCCGAGGCCCGGCGCCUGCUCUGCUGCCCGCGCUGCCUUUAGCGGUAGCCUCCGCCGCCGCUGCCAGGGACGUGCUGGGAAAGCCGAAUCCCCGGGAGAAGAUGCCGGCCAUCCUGGUAGCCUCCAAAAUGAAGUCGGGACUGCCCAAACCCGUGCACAGCGCUGCGCCCAUCCUGCAUGUGCCCCCGGCCCGGGCUGGCCCUCAGCCCUGCUACCUUAAGUUGGGAAGCAAGGUGGAGGUGAGCAAGACCGCCUACCCCAGCCAGAUCCCGCUGAAAUCGCAAGGGCUGCAGGAACCUGCAGGGGAGGGGCUCCCGCUGCGGAAGAGCUGUUCGUUGGAAAACGGGUUCGAUACCCAGAUCUACACGGACUGGGCCAAUCAUUAUCUGGCCAAAUCCGGCCACAAACGUCUCAUCAAGGAUCUCCAGCAAGAUGUGACCGAUGGCGUCCUCCUGGCCCAGGUCAUCCAGGUCGUGGCAAAUGAAAAGAUUGAAGACAUCAAUGGCUGUCCGAAGAACAGAUCGCAAAUGAUUGAAAACAUAGAUGCCUGCUUGAAUUUCCUGGCAGCUAAGGGGAUAAACAUCCAGGGGCUGUCUGCAGAAGAAAUCAGGAAUGGGAACCUCAAGGCCAUUCUAGGCCUCUUCUUCAGCCUCUCUCGCUACAAGCAACAACAGCAGCAGCCCCAGAAGCAGCACCUCUCCUCCCCUCUGCCGCCUGCUGGGUCUCAGGUGGCAGGGGGCCCCUCCCAGUGCCAGGCUGGCACUCCUCAGCAACAGGUGCCAGCCACUCCCCAAGCCCCGUGCCAGCCUCACCAGCCAGCGCCACAUCAGCCCUCAAAAGCACAAGCCGAAAUGCAGUCCAGUGCCUCAUCCAAGGACUCAUCUCAGAGCAAAAUCAUCCGCUUCACUCUGGGUCAGAAAAAGAUCUCUAGACUUCCAGGUCCUACCGCGAGGGUAUCUGCUGCAGGCAGCGAGGCCAAAACACGCGGAGGGUCAGCCACUGCUAACAACCGGCGCAGCCAGAGCUUUAACAACUAUGACAAGUCUAAACCCAUCACUUCCCCACCCCCACCCCUGCCAUCGUCAAGUAGCCACGAGAAAGAGCCAUUGGCAAGCUCAGCCUCCUCCCACCCCGGAAUGAGCGAAAAUGCACCUGCUUCCUUGGAGAGCAGCAGCCCCUCCAUCCCCGCUAAUUGCAGCACUUCCUCAGCCAUCCCCCAGCCCGGUGCUGCCUCCAAGCCCUGGCGCAGCAAGUCCCUGAGCGUAAAGCACAGUGCCACAUCAUCCAUGCUCUCAGUGAAGCCUCCUGGGCCCGAGACCCCCAGGCCCACACCAGAAGCCAUGAAACCAGCCCCCAACAACCAGAAGUCCAUGCUGGAAAAGCUAAAACUUUUCAAUAGUAAAGGGGGCUCCAAGGCAGGUGAGGGGCCAGGGUCCCGAGACACAAGCUGUGAGCGGCUGGAGAUCCUACCCAGCUUCGAAGAGAGCGAAGAGCUGGAGGCUGCUGGCCGUGCCCUGUCCACUACGGGUUCCACAUCCAGCAGCCCCAAGAUUGCACUCAAGGGCAUCGCCCAGCGGACUUUCAGCCGGGCACUGACCAACAAGAAGAGCUCUCCGAAAGGCAGUGAGAAAGAAAAGGAGAAACAGCAGCGGGAGAAGGAGAAGGAAAAAGGCAAGGACCUCACCAAGAGAGCCUCGGUGACGGACAGGCCAGACCUCAAGGAGGAGCCCAAGGAAGAGCCCAGUGGAACAGCUAUGACCGAGAUGCCAAAAAAGUCCUCCAAGAUCGCCAGUUUCAUCCCCAAAGGGGGGAAGCUCAGCAGUGCCAAGAAAGAAGCCACAGCCCCAUCCCAUAGUGGAAUACCAAAACCAGGAAUGAAGAGCAUGCCCGGGAAGUCCCCAAGUGCCCCUGUGCCUCCCAAGGAAGGGGAGCGGAACCGGAGCAGCAAGCCAAGCUCUGGUCUCCCCCCACAGAAGCCCCAGUUAGAUGGCAGACACUCCAGUUCCUCCUCCAGCCUGGCGUCCUCAGAGGGAAAAGGCCCAGGAGGGGCCACUCUGAACCACAGCAUCAGCAGCCAGACUGUCAGUGGAUCCGUUGGGACCACCCAGACCACAGGAAGCAAUACCGUCAGUGUCCAGCUACCUCAGCCACAGCAGCAAUACAACCACCCCAACACUGCCACGGUUGCACCUUUCCUGUACAGGUCCCAGACGGACACCGAGGGGAAUGUCACGGCCGAGUCCAGCCCAGCGGGUGUGAACACAGAGCCUAGUCACUACACCAAGAGUGGACAGCCUGCUCUGGAGGAACUGACUGGGGAAGAUCCUGAGGCUCGGCGGCUGCGGACAGUGAAGAACAUCGCUGACCUGCGGCAGAAUUUGGAGGAAACCAUGUCCAGUUUACGGGGAACUCAGGUUACACACAGCACAUUGGAAACAACGUUCGAUACCAACGUCACCACAGAGAUAAGUGGCCGUAGCAUUCUCAGCUUGACGGGGAGGCCCACCCCUCUGUCCUGGAGACUUGGCCAGUCCAGUCCUCGGCUUCAGGCAGGAGACGCCCCCUCCAUGGGCAACGGGUACCCACCUCGAGCCAACGCCAGCCGGUUCAUCAGCACCGAGUCAGGCCGCUAUGUGUACUCCGCCCCCCUGAGGAGGCAGCUGGCCUCCAGGGGCAGCAGCAUCUGCCACGUGGAUGUGUCAGACAAGGCAGGAGAUGAGGUGGACCUGGAGGGCAUCAGCAUGGAUGCCCCUGGCUACAUGAGUGAUGGAGACGUCCUCAGCAAGAACAUCCGAGCUGAUGAUAUCACCAGCGGGUAUAUGACCGAUGGUGGACUUGGCCUCUACACCCGUCGCCUGAACCGGCUCCCUGAUGGGAUGGCUGUGGUGCGUGAGACCCUGCAACGAAAUACCUCCCUGGGCCUUGGAGAUGCUGACAGCUGGGAUGACAGCAGCUCCGUCAGCAGUGGCAUCAGCGACACCAUAGACAACCUCAGCACCGAUGAUAUCAACACCAGCUCCUCCAUCAGCUCCUAUGCCAACACACCAGCCUCCUCUCGGAAAAACCUGGAUGUGCAGUCCAGGGUAUCAGACCUUUUGGGUGUGGAGCGAGGGCCACCCUGGCCCGGGACUUGGAGGAGGACUAAUGCAGGAAGUCUCUGUUCACAGACUGAUGCUGAAAAACACUCACAGGUGGAGAGGAAUUCCCUGUGGUCUGGUGAUGACAUCAAGAAAUCAGACGGAGGGUCAGACAGCGGCAUAAAGAUGGAGCCCGGUUCCAAGUGGAGGCGGAAUCCUUCUGAUGUGUCGGAUGAGUCUGACAAAAGUACGUCGGGCAAGAGGAACCCCGUCAUCUCCCAGACAGGCUCAUGGCGGCGAGGCAUGACAGCUCAAGUGGGCAUCACCGUGCCAAGGACCAAGCCGUCGGCCCCUGCGGGUGCGCUGAAGACCCCGGGAACUGGCAAAACAGACGAUGCCAAGGUGUCUGAGAAGGGGAGGCUUUCACCCAAAGCCUCCCAGGUGAAGCGCUCCCCAUCUGACGCAGGCCGCAGCAGUGGUGACGAAUCCAAAAAGCCCCUCCCCAGCAGCUCCAGGACGCCUACGGCCAACACCAAUAGCUUUGGGUUCAAGAAGCAGAGUGGCUCUGCUGCUGGGCUCACCAUGAUCACAGCCAGCGGGGCCACAGUCACCAGCAGGUCAGCCACACUAGGCAAAAUCCCAAAGUCAUCUGCGCUUGUCGGUCGGUCAACUGGACGGAAGACGAGCAUGGAUGGGGCUCAGAAUCAGGACGAUGGGUAUCUGUCUCUCAGCUCCCGGACAAACUUGCAAUACCGGAGUUUGCCGAGGCCCAGUAAGUCCAACAGCCGGAAUGGGGCUGGGAACAGGUCUAGUACCAGCAGCAUAGAUUCCAACAUGAGCAGCAAGUCCGCAGGCCUGCCGGUGCCGAAGCUCAGGGAGCCUUCCAAAACGGCCCUGGGCAGCUCGCUGCCAGGUCUGGUCAACCAGACAGAUAAGGAGAAAGGCAUCUCCUCGGACAAUGAGAGCGUGGCUUCCUGUAACUCGGUGAAAGUGAACCCGGUUGCCCAACCUGUGCCCAGCUCGGCUCAGGCCACUCUCCAGCCCGGGACUAAGUACCCAGAUGUGGCCUCCCCAACUCUCCGCAGACUCUUUGGUGGGAAGCCUACCAAGCAAGUGCCCAUCGCCACAGCUGAAAACAUGAAAAAUUCGGUGGUCAUCUCCAAUCCUCAUGCCACCAUGAGCCAGCAAGGUAACUUAGACUCCCCGUCAGGCAGCGGCAUCCUGAGCAGUGGUGGCAGCAGCCCUCUCUACAGUAAGAACCUGGACCUCACCCAGUCUCCUCUAGCCUCCAGCCCCAGCUCUGCCCACUCGGGCCCUUCCAACAGCCUGACCUGGGGCACCACUGCCAGCAGCUCCUCAGCAGUUAGCAAGGAUGGCCUGGGCUUCCAGUCUGUGAGCAGCCUCCACACCAGCUGCGAGUCCAUUGACAUCUCCCUCGGCAGUGGAGGGGGACUGAGCCACAAUUCCUCCACUGGCCUGAUCGCCUCCUCUAAGGAUGACUCUCUGACGCCCUUUGUCCGAACCAACAGUGUGAAGACCACACUGUCGGAAAGCCCUCUCUCUUCCCCUGCUGCUAGCCCUAAGUUCUGCAGAAGUACUCUGCCCAGGAAACAGGACAGUGACCCGCACCUUGAUAGGAACACUUUGCCUAAGAAAGGACUCAGGUAUACUCCCACCUCCCAGCUUCGCACACAAGAAGAUGCAAAAGAAUGGUUAAGGUCCCACUCUGCUGGAGGCCUGCAGGACACCGCCGCCAAUUCCCCUUUUUCCUCUGGCUCCAGUGUGACUUCUCCCUCUGGAACGAGAUUCAACUUUUCCCAGCUUGCGAGCCCCACCACUGUCACCCAGAUGAGCUUGUCCAACCCGACCAUGCUGAGGACCCACAGCCUGUCCAACGCCGAUGGGCAGUAUGAUCCGUACACUGAUAGCCGCUUCCGGAAUAGCUCCAUGUCCUUGGAUGAGAAGAGCAGAACCAUGAGCCGUUCGGGUUCCUUCCGGGAUGGGUUUGAGGAAGUUCACGGAUCCUCGCUCUCCUUGGUUUCCAGCACCUCGUCCAUUUAUUCUACACCAGAGGAAAAGUGCCAGUCAGAGAUUCGCAAACUGCGGCGGGAACUGGAUGCCUCCCAGGAGAAGGUUUCGGCGUUGACCACCCAACUGACAGCCAACGCUCACCUCGUGGCAGCCUUUGAACAGAGUCUUGGAAACAUGACCAUCAGGCUCCAGAGUCUAACCAUGACAGCUGAGCAGAAGGAUUCAGAACUGAAUGAGUUAAGAAAAACCAUCGAGCUGCUCAAGAAACAGAAUGCAGCUGCCCAGGCUGCCAUUAAUGGAGUAAUUAACACUCCAGAGCUCAACUGCAAAGGAAAUGGCACCUCCCAGCCCACAGACCUCCGCAUCCGCAGGCAGCACUCCUCUGACAGCGUCUCCAGCAUCAACAGUGCCACCAGCCACUCUAGUGUGGGCAGCAACAUAGAGAGUGACUCAAAGAAAAAGAAGAGAAAGAAUUGGUUACGCAGCUCCUUCAAGCAAGCUUUUGGGAAGAAGAAGUCUCCCAAGUCAGCGUCCUCUCACUCGGACAUUGAGGAGAUGACAGAUUCUUCUUUGCCUUCCUCACCAAAGUUGCCCCAUAAUGGAUCCACGGGCUCCACUCCUCUGCUGAGGAAUUCUCACUCCAGCUCUCUAAUUUCGGAGUGCAUGGAUAGUGAAGCCGAGACGGUCAUGCAGCUCCGAAAUGAGCUGAGAGACAAGGAGAUGAAGCUGACGGACAUCCGCCUAGAAGCGCUCAGCUCUGCCCACCAGCUCGACCAGCUCCGGGAGGCCAUGAACAGGAUGCAGAGUGAAAUAGAGAAGCUGAAAGCUGAGAACGACCGGCUGAAGUCGGAGUCUCAAGGCAGUGGCUGUAGCCGGGCCCCCUCCCAGGUGUCCAUCUCGGCCUCCCCAAGGCAGUCCAUGGGCCUCUCCCAGCACAGCCUGAACCUCACUGAGUCAACCAGCCUGGACUUGUUGCUGGAUGACACUGGUGAAUGCUCGGCUCGGAAGGAAGGAGGCAGGCAUGUUAAGAUAGUUGUCAGCUUUCAGGAGGAAAUGAAGUGGAAGGAGGACUCCAGACCACACCUCUUUCUUAUUGGCUGCAUUGGAGUUAGUGGCAAGACGAAGUGGGAUGUGCUCGAUGGGGUGGUUAGACGGCUGUUCAAAGAAUACAUCAUUCACGUCGACCCUGUGAGCCAGCUAGGGCUGAAUUCAGACAGUGUUCUCGGCUACAGCAUUGGGGAAAUCCAGCGGAGCAGCACUUCCGAGACCCCAGAGCUCCUUCCCUGUGGCUACCUGGUGGGAGAGAACACCACCAUCUCUGUGACGGUCAAAGGGCUCGCAGAAAACAGCCUGGAUUCCUUGGUGUUUGAGUCCCUGAUCCCCAAGCCCAUCCUGCAGCGCUACGUCUCCCUGCUCACAGAGCACCGGCGGAUCAUUCUCUCUGGCCCCAGUGGCACCGGGAAAACCUACCUGGCCAACCGGCUGUCGGAGUAUGUGGUGCUUCGAGAGGGACGGGAAUUGACCGACGGGGUCAUCGCCACCUUUAAUGUGGACCAUAAGUCCAGCAAGGAAUUGCGGCAGUACCUGUCCAACCUUGCCGAUCAAUGCAACAGUGAGAACAAUGCUGUGGACAUGCCCCUCGUCAUCAUCCUGGAUAACCUGCAUCACGUCAGCUCUCUGGGCGAGAUCUUCAAUGGGCUGCUCAACUGCAAGUACCACAAAUGCCCUUACAUCAUUGGCACAAUGAACCAGGCUACCUCUUCUACUCCCAACCUGCAGCUGCACCAUAACUUCAGGUGGGUGCUUUGUGCCAACCAUACGGAGCCCGUGAAGGGUUUCCUUGGCCGGUUCCUGAGGAGGAAGCUCAUGGAAACGGAGAUCAGUGAGCGGGUACGGAAUGUGGAGCUGGUGAAAAUCAUUGACUGGAUUCCUAAGGUCUGGCAUCACCUCAACCGCUUCCUGGAGGCUCACAGCUCCUCAGACGUCACCAUCGGCCCCCGGCUCUUCCUGUCAUGCCCCAUCGAUGUGGACGGCUCACGGGUGUGGUUCACCGACCUGUGGAACUACUCCAUUAUCCCCUAUCUCCUGGAAGCCGUGAGAGAAGGACUCCAGCUCUAUGGAAGGCGUGCCCCCUGGGAGGAUCCUGCCAAGUGGGUGAUGGACACCUACCCAUGGGCAGCCAGCCCACAGCAACAUGAAUGGCCUCCCCUGCUGCAGCUACGACCUGAGGAUGUCGGCUUUGACGGCUACUCCAUGCCUCGCGAAGGGUCCACAAGCAAGCAGGUGCCCCCCAGUGAUGCUGAAGGAGACCCACUGAUGAACAUGUUGAUGAGGCUGCAGGAGGCAGCCAACUACUCCAGUCCACAGAGCUACGACAGUGACUCCAACAGCAACAGCCAUCACGAUGACAUCCUGGACUCGUCCUUGGAGUCCACUCUGUGACAGGCGUCCAGCCUGGAGCCUGCUCUCCUCCUCAUCCCAUCCUCCUGCAUCCUUCAUGUCAUCCUGAAGAUAACUUCCUGAGCCAGCGCCCCCAGCCGCAGCUGUGAGCUGCAGAAAUACUGAGACCCUUCGACCCUCAGCCUCGACCUGGGUGCAAGCAUCCCAGGCCAGCCGCCUGGGAUCACUUCCUUCCAUGGUGAGAACUGCACUACCUUCUGUCGUACUCUAAUUCUUGUUUUGCCUUGUUGCUGUGACCUCCCUAAGACACUGAAGAUGCUUCUCGGGAAAGGAUUGUCACCGUUGAAAUGAAGAGUUUUCAGAAGAACCCACUGGAAGCUCUGAAACCAAACAGCAUCCUGCCACGAGCUGCCCAGAGACAGAAGAGACUGGAACAAAGUUGGAAAUAUAGAUAGCACGGCUUCUUCUCAGCAUAGGCCCUCCAGAGUGGGUCUCGCCACCCGUGCCGCAGCCGCACCCACCUGCCCUCCCAUCCAGCCCGCCACAGAAGAACUAACUGGUGCUAAAUGGGGCACUUACUUUGGUCACCCUCAAAACACUGCAGAGCUCUGGCAUAGGGAACCCUUAGGAGAAAACGCGUGCUUUUCUGUUUUUAAAUGGUGCUCUCCUUCCCUGAGAGGUAUUUUGCCUGUUCCAAUUCAGCCCUCCACUUUGGGUCCAUCAGCCCCCGAUUGUCUGCAAGAGUGAGUGAGGGAGCGAGAAUGCGAACCAGCAGGUGUGGCUGUAAAUGCAGAACCGCAUGUGUCUGUUUCCUUUCCGAUAUCUAAUGAAUCAGGUUUGUUGGUUUUUUGUUCUGUUUUGUUUUGUUUCCUGCAAACACUGUGUAUAUGUGAGAAUUGCUCUAUUUUGGAGAACAGGCAACCCCUCUAAAAUGAGGAUGAAUCUCUCCCUUUCCGACUCAUUCCUUUUGAAGAUUUUUCUCCCUCCCUCUGGGUCAGAAUCAAUCCUUUGGUGACAGGACAAGCCACGGGGGUUGAGUUUUGGUUGGUCCCGCUGGGUUUGGGUUUUUAGUUGUCCAUCUUCACAGUUCCACACGCUCCCCUCCUCCUGCUGCAGCUGGUGGUACCGUGUCCUUGAAGAUGGACGAGGACCGGUCCUCCUCGUGUGGGGCGAGCCUUGGACCUUGCCUUCCCUUUUCGUCUUUGAGGGUUGAAGAUGUGCUUCAACGCCUCGAGCACCCAGCCCCAGCCCAGCUGGGGUGGGGAGGUCACCUCACAGAAGACUUGCACUUUCCUCAGAACCAACUUGGUGCGGCUCAGCCAGGGCGGGGCAGCCACUGCCUCCCAGGAGCCCAGCCCCAGCCGUGCCUGACCUCUCGGUGCUGCCCUUCCCAAAGUGAUGCCUUACUGGGUUUGUACUAACCGAGUUCAUUCACCUGAGUGUCGUGUCGUGCCUGCCUGGGGUUUUUGUUUGGUUUUGAUUUCCCCAUCAAAGCAAACAGGGCUAUGAAGUCAUGUGUUCGUUAGGAGAACUCAACUCGCUGUGACUUUUCUCAUCUAAAAGACUCAUCUGUGUGGAUGCUUGACCAUGGGAAAAAGAAAAUAAAAAUCAUCCAUUUUUUAGGUUCAUUGUCAGUCUCCAGCUGACAACCUGGCUGGACGGUGCUCUGCUCCUGCAGGAAAAGGCAGGAGUUCCCACCAGUCCACACAGCGUUGCUGGCACACGCCCUGAGAAACCCAGCUUGCCACCUCUUUGGCGCACUGGGAUUUUCUUUGAGUGUAGUGUGUCUUUCAGGUUUUUUUGGUUUGUUUGUUUUAUUGAAGAAAAUCUUUAUCAGGCCUCAGCGAGGGCAUCCUUGUUAAUGAUCAGGGUUUUUAUUCCAUCUUUUGCAUUUCUCUUUCCAAAGGUUUGUUUUUUUUUAGUUUCUUGACCCGAAACUGCUCACAUCACUUGGAAUGACACCAUCUUCUUCCUCUUUGAAAGGACUGUGCCCCACUAACUGGUGAAUAGAAAACCUUUCAACUCUGUGCUUCAGUCCCAGUUAAACUCAGACUCUGUUCUGCUCAGCCUUCGUUAGUCAUCUGGGUGUUAGUGUGUCUUGUUGUUUUUUGUUUGGGGUAAGAUUUUGAAUCCCUAUGUUUAGCCUGUGUCCAGGGGGCCAAACCCUCAGCCUUCCUGUAAACCUGAAGGGUGGCCCUUCUCAGACGAUUUAUCUCCCAGCAAUGACCUUACACUCUCAUACUGUGAAUUUGGGAGGAGGUUAACUUGACCUUCUCGUGGGCAGUUUUCCCAGUCACCCUGUGAGUAGACACCUGCCAAUACUGUUUGAAACAUUUUUGUCUUCAGUGACACCCUCUCUUUUUCUUUUUUCCCCCCUGUCCUAGACUUCCCUCCCACUGGGUCCAGGCUCAAAACCAAGACCUCUGUGCCUGGUGCUGCCUGAUGAGUGAGCAGUGAUUCCACGUAGCAAACCCUUGUGUGAUUCACAACUCAGUGUCCUUCCUAACAUUGUGGGAAGCAGGGUUGUCUAAUAUGCACCGUUCUUAUUUUGGCCAUAUUUUUACAUCAGUGUCACUCACCUUUGACAAAGUGACUUUGUACUCAUUUAGGGCUCUGUCUAAAAUGCUUCCAUUUUGCCUUUUUAUACAGUUAGGCUAAUUUUGAAAUGUAUGAAAUUCUAUGCAACAAUUUAUGUUGAGUUACCAAUGGAAGCCAAAAGUUUUCUUCCCAAACUGCCAAGAAUUAUACAGGCCAUAAAUGAGAUGGGAAUAAACCUUUUAAUUUAAGGUUGGGAAUGGGGUGGGGUGGGACAAGGAACAAGACUUGCCUAGACUCUUGUCUUAUCUUGGGGACAUUUUAAAUUUUAUUGUUUAAUGCUUAAACUUCAAAAUUCUGUGUAUUCAAAUUUGAUUGUGGUGAAAUCUAUUUCAAAAGGAAAAAAUAAUAAUCCAACUUUGUGGAUAUUCAACGGAAGGUUUGCUGUUUUGACCUAAUUGUUUCCAGUGGAGCAGUUUAUGAAAUAUGUUCUAUAAGAUGUACAUUUUUUCAUUGUAACAUAGAAAUUGUAAAUAAUUGAUUAAAGUGCUGCAUUUUGAUGAAUUUUUUCUAGCCAUUUUUAAAGAGAAAACUAGGAAUUGAGUAUUUUGUGUACGGUAUGUUUCCACCCUCCCUUCCCUCCUCCUUCCCCCCUCCCUAUUUAAUUUUCAUUUGUCAUGAGGUUUUUGGAUUUGCCAAUGAUCUGCUGGAGAUCAUGCCCCACGUCAUAGAGAAUAAAGCUGAUGAUUGUACCAGUCUUAAAUUAUUCAUGAUUCAAUAAAAUUGAUGCUUAUUUAUUCA